CUAGCAGUUGAAUAAAAAAAAUUGACGUGGUUGGAAGACGAGAGAAGUUGAGUGCACAAAGGAAGCAACAAAGAAAAAAGAAAGAAACAGACAGAAAGAUAUAAAAUAAAAGUAGAAACAAACGUGGUGACCGAUGAUGUACCUAUUCAGUGGAAAAUGGGAGUCAACGAUUGAACAUGGUGGUGCAUGGGACCAUCUUCAUUGUAUGCGAAGUUGUAACUUGCAAACCAACCCUAGCUCUACUCGUGCAUUUUGUUAUCCGCUUUUUGCCAAACUUCCCCUUUUAUCAUUCUUCUUAGUUACGUACACUUCUUCCAGAAAAAAAAAGGGGGUAUUUUUCUCCUCUGUUCAACACGGGGAGAAGCUUUUCAAUUGCUGCUCUGCCUUUUCACAUCUCAUCUUCAGUUGCUUUUGAAAUUUGAAGCUUCCCUUAUUUCACUUAAUACUCUUUUCUGCGGUUUCUAGAUAUCUUGGGAAGAGGAGCACCCAAAUCCCCCCUCUCUCUGAAAGCACAACCUGCGAUGUCUUAUUCAUUAAUUGGUGUUUCAACUUGGUGCCAGAAGCAAAAAGAAGUGGAGUCUGGUUGGAUGAUGAAGUGGUCAGAAUGUGUUUUCAAAUCAAGUGGACCUUGAGUGCUUACCAUGGUGUACAAUUUUGAAUUUCCUUGUCAAUAUUGGUGAAUUGACACAGAGGGAGACAAUUGAAUCAAUAGUUGUAACUUGGAUAUGUCUUGAGGAAUUGUGAAGUUGAUAAGUUGGAGCUCCAUCAAAGUAGUAAAGAGACAUUCCGUGAUGAUGAAGAAACAAUUGACAGGUAUACGGGGUGAUUCUCCCCUACAAUCGGCUGUCCGAGCUGGAAAUUUGGAAUUGGUUCUGGAAAUCAUAUCUGAGAAUGGAGACAAAGAAUUAAAGGAGUUGCUUUCAAAGAACAAUAACUCUGGUGAAACUGCCUUGUAUGUUGCUGCCGAAAAUGGUCAUCUUGAUAUAGUGAAGGAAUUGAUCAGAUACCAUGAUAUUGGGUUGACAAGCAUCAAAGCUAGAAAUGGAUUCGAUGCAUUCCACAUUGCUGCUAAAAAUGGACACUUGGAGAUAUUGAAGGUCCUCAUGGAGGCCAUUCCUGAAAUUUCAAUGACUGUUGAUCUUUCAAACACCACUGCAUUGCAUACUGCUGCAGCACAAGGACAUAUUCAGGUAAUAAAUUUACUGCUGGAAAAAGGUAGUAGCCUGAUAACUAUUGCAAAAAGCAACGGGAAAACUGUGUUGCAUUCUGCUGCUAGAAAUGGCCAUGUGGAGGUCGUCAAGGCCCUCCUGAGCAGAGAACCUGAAAUUGCUAGGAGAAUUGACAAGAAGGGGCAGACAGCACUCCAUAUGGCAGUUAAAGGACAAAAUCUUGAGUUGGUGGAUGAGCUUGUGAAGCUGGAUCCAUCUUUGGCUAAUAUGGUGGAUGCCAAGGGAAACACUGCACUCCAUAUAGCAAGCCGGAAGGGUCGUUUACAGGUUGUUCAGAAGCUACUGCAUUACAGAGAAAUGGACAAAGAUGUUAUUAAUAAAUCUGGAGAAACUGCUUUAGAUACUGCAGUGAAAAAUGGUCGUUCGGACAUUGCCACCUUUCUGCAAGAUCAUGGAGCUCAAAGUGCAAAGUCCAUCAAGUCCCCUACUACAAACACGGCCCUUGAACUUAAAAGAACAGUGAGUGACAUAAAAAGUGGGGUUCAUAACCAGUUGGAACACACAUUUAAAACACAACGGCGAAUGCAAGGCAUAGCAAAGCGAAUCAACAAAAUGCAUGCAGAGGGGCUUAACAAUGCAAUCAACUCCAACACUGUUGUUGCUGUCCUUAUUGCAACAGUUGCUUUUGCUGCCAUAUUCAAUAUCCCGGGCCAGUAUCCUCAGAGCCCAAAGGACCUCACUCCUGCAAUGUCUCCUGGGGAAGCAUGGAUUGCUCCUGAUAUUGCAUUCAUGAUAUUCAUAGUCUUUGAUUCUACUGCCCUCUUCAUAUCAUUGGCUGUUGUGGUUGUCCAAACAUCAGUGGUUGUUAUUGAGAGGAAAGCAAAAAAACAAAUGAUGGCUGUUAUAAAUAAAUUGAUGUGGAUAGCCUGUGUGCUAAUUUCUGUGGCAUUUCUUGCAAUGUCAUAUAUAAUUGUGGGGGAUCAUAAAGAGCUGGCUAUUGCAGCCACAGCUUUAGGAACAGUGAUUAUGGCUGCUACUCUAGGAACACUCUGUUACUGGGUGAUUGCUCACCGCCUUGAGUCCUCUAGACUGCGAAGUCAGAGAACAACAGGUAGCAGCAGACAAUCAUUGUCUCUGUCCAUGAUGUCAGGUUCGGAGAAUGAGUACAAGACAGUGUACGCAAUAUAAUUUUGAUUCUACCAUUUGAGUUACCCCCUCCCCGGUGUCUAAUUACACUGACAUUGAUGUAGGUGUUUGUUUCUUAGUAAAACAAGCGUUAACUAUUGCCACAAACGCAGGCAAAGAAUGUAAUGAUAGUGCACUUGAUAAGUAAAUGAGCCACUUUAAAUUGAAGUGUUGGAUCUUGUUUAUUUUCACAUUAGCUUCAGUGGAAAAUAAAUAUCGUACAAUCUUACUGUUUCGCUAUGUCGUAUGUCACAAUUUUAUUUAUAUGAAUUAUUAUGGCUUGCAAGAACUUGGAAAUUAUGAGUUGCUUAUGAGUAACUAGUAAUUUGUAUUUCUCAUGGCAACUGUUUUAGAAGAGAGCAUCAAUUUGCUUAACAUCAAACAAGUAAUUGUAGCCGCUACCACUUCAGCUUCUUGGACCUAUCAAACGAUCUCUUUAUGAACAGUGCUACUUAUUGAAUUACUGUGAAUUUAUAGUUGUACCGAACUGCAUGCCAAAUGGCUCUAUAGACAUCUCCCAGAGAAAUUGUUUUUUUAGGACCAAAUAGCAUAAAAGUGAGUAAACAGCAGUUAUCAAUUAUUUCACAGACCACACACAUUCUUUGUCUCUUAUUUUCUCCAUAUCACUCAACUGAAUGGCCCAAUCCUUACGGACUACCAAGUCUACAACCCAUGCAAGCUGCUGGAUUGGAUCCUCAAAAUGAAACCUGCCAAUGGACCCUUAGAGAGAGAGAAUGCAACAUGUUUAGCUACUUUUUUGGCACAUUGCAAGCUCAUUUCCCAGGCGUAAGUCUUCAAACUGCUGCUAGACCCUCCUCCUAAGCGUCUCAUUAUGUAUUUGGAAACACCUUAAAAUAUCUAAACAUGGAUCCAAGGUAGAAGUACAUUUUCUGGUUUGUCCUUCUUUAUGUGGAUGCAUGUUUUGUGUGUAAAUAGUAAACCAAAGAAUAAAAAGUAAAAACUAAACAGAAAGUUUUGCUUAGGGGUUAUUGGCAGGUGCCAACUGCCAUUUAUGCCGUUUUAGCCAGUAAAUGUGUGUCGACUUUGUAUGAUUUUGGAAAUAUAAUAGUACAUUGAAAAGACUUGCAAUUUUCUUAAUAUAUUUAUGUUAAAUUUUCCUUCCUUUUAAGAAUCUUAGGUGAAAAUGAGGGAAAACAUUUCCAAAAGGAUCUUCUGGCACAUGGUCCAUGCAGAACCCGAUGUCAUAUUCUUGUCGAAAGCUAUGCCUUUGCUUUUAAGGCUCUUGUAUUUAUAUAAUUCAUUUAUGU
Abrus precatorius (Indian licorice) is the source of this 3622-nucleotide messenger RNA. Its product is annotated as ankyrin repeat-containing protein At5g02620-like. Bases 792 to 2357 code for a protein of 521 amino acids. The transcript has 4 exons. Lineage: Eukaryota; Viridiplantae; Streptophyta; Magnoliopsida; Fabales; Fabaceae. The record is from RefSeq and is a predicted model, not a curated record. Gene Ontology annotation, cellular component: plasma membrane. Gene Ontology annotation, molecular function: protein phosphatase 1 binding; protein phosphatase regulator activity.